AUGACCAAUCCAGUAAAUGUUUGGGAACAGACUUGGAAGAUUCUUGCGAUUGGCAUUGUGUAUGAGUUGAGGAAACUACAUAACAAUUCAGAAUUCGAAGUGGAGGAUAAUAGAUUCAAAUAUCUUUGCAUGUUGGAAAUUGAGAAAGUGCUUUUAGCUAAUGGGAAAUCGUUGAAGGCCUUCCACGUGCAAGGUAGCCCUAAGGCUGAGCUACUUCUGGCAGCAAGUCUUAUCAUAUGGGAUGAGGCUCCCAUGGUGAACAAGUAUGCUUUUGAGGCACUUGAUAGGAUGUUAAGAGACAUUAUGAGGUUCCAAGGGUUGGAAAAUUCAGAAAAACCUUUUGGUGGAAAGGUAGUUGUUUUAGGAGGAGAUUUUAGACAAAUACUUCUUGUUAUUCCCAAAGGAAGUAGAGCAAAUAUAGUUAUGUCUACUAUUAACUCCUCUAGGUUGUGGCGAUUCUGUAAGGUCCUUACACUAACUAAAAACAUGAGGUUGUUCUCCAACACAAAUAAUGAAUUUUCGAGUGAUCUUCAUGAGUUUGCUCAAUGGGUACUUGACAUUGGUGAUGGAAACUUGGGAGAUCAUGAUGAUGGUGAGUCCAAUGUCUUGGUUGCUGAAGACUUGGUUCUUAAUCAAUCUUCUAAUCCAAUUGCUGAUAUUGUUUAUUCCACGUAUCCCAACAUAAUUGAGAAUAUCCACUCUGUCAGAUGA
Molecule: messenger RNA, 711 nt
Organism: Lotus japonicus
Lineage: Eukaryota; Viridiplantae; Streptophyta; Magnoliopsida; Fabales; Fabaceae
Exons: 3
Coding region: 1-711 (236 amino acids)
Biological process (GO): telomere maintenance; DNA repair
Molecular function (GO): DNA helicase activity
Source: RefSeq, a predicted model, not a curated record